AGGAGUGGAGGGUAUACUAGAAUUUUCUAGCCUGAACAAACUAGAGGGACUUCUAUAUUUAGACAAAGCCAAUCUAAUAUACUACGGAGUAGUUCCGAGCGGUGAGUGAACCACCACAGCCGCCGCUGCCUCUCAGAACAGACUCGAUUCAUUUCAUUUUACCACCCAUGGUCAUGGCCGUUUCUCUCUCUAACAAUUUCUCCCUCUGCUCCACUCCUUCCCCUUGUGUCUCUUUCUCUCAUUCUGCUUCAACACCUUCUAAAACCCAGAAACCACAAUUCCCCAAGACCUUAGUAGCUCUUAAACCCCACCUUAAUCGCCCCCACCAUAUUCUCUCCAAACCCCCGACAGUUUUAGGAUUUAAUCUCUCCAGCUUAUCUCCAUUCAACAGUAACAAGUAUAGGCCUUCAUUUACGUCCUCUCUCGCACUCCAGGAUUCUACUUUCCAAACAAAUGAUGAUGAGGGUCAGCCAAAUGAUUCGAAACUAUCAGAAAGUAAAGCAGAUCCAAGAGGGACUUUAAGCUUGAAGUUGCUUAUUAAUGUCUACAAGGAGGCUCUACUGGAUGGAAAUGAAAAGGCCAUAUCUGAAGUUGAGGCUAUGAUUUGCAUUGCGGAAAAUGAGAAGAAUGAAUUGGUCCAGAAACUGUCGGCUAUGUCAGCAGAGAUAAAGUCCGGGAAUGAGAAAUAUAUCCGUUUGCAAGCAGAUUUUGACAACUUCAGGAAAAGAACAGAAAAAGAGAGAUUGACCAUAAGGGGUGAUGCCCAGGGAGAUGUAAUUGAGAGCCUUUUGCCAAUGGUGGACAGUUUUGAAAGGGCAAAGCAACAAAUUAAACCAGAAACAGAGAAGGAAAAAAAGAUCGAUACAAGUUACCAGGGUAUUUAUAAGCAAUUUGUGGAAAUCUUGAGGAGCUUGCGUGUGGCAGUUGUACCAACAGUUGGAAAACGAUUUGAUCCCUCUGUGCACGAAGCGAUUGCACGCGAGGAGUCUCAAGAGUUCAAAGAAGGCUUUGUUAGUCACGAGCUUCGUCGUGGCUUUCUCCUUGGGGAUCAACUAGUACGACCCGCAAUGGUUAAAGUUUCUACUGGCCCUAGGAAAGAGAAACAAACCUCAGCCACUGGGAAAUUCACUGGGCAACCGACAGCAGCAGCUGGACUAGAUAACCGAUAGCACUGCCAUGAACUUUUUUUGUUUAACCAAGAAAUCCGAAUCCCAUGCAUUCUCUGAAGAUUUUGUUGGUUGUUUGAUUUUGGUUUACCAGUGCACGGGGAAAUGUUCUGGCGUGUAUUUUCUGUUACAAAAGCUGUAGUCGUUUUCAAUGUGAAAUCGCCGUCAUGAGAAGCAUUCCUUUGGUCUAAUAAAGGAACUGGUACUUGUUUGGGAGCCUCCAGUGUCUUUAGAACAUGAUAUAAAGCUUUUCACUAAAUAUGCGUGACAGUUCAUUAUUCAUGUUUGUCAAAA
Messenger RNA from Rhododendron vialii, 1460 nucleotides. RefSeq lists its product as uncharacterized. Gene Ontology annotation, molecular function: adenyl-nucleotide exchange factor activity; protein-folding chaperone binding; protein homodimerization activity. The transcript has 3 exons. The record is from RefSeq and is a predicted model, not a curated record. Gene Ontology annotation, biological process: protein folding. Gene Ontology annotation, cellular component: chloroplast. Lineage: Eukaryota; Viridiplantae; Streptophyta; Magnoliopsida; Ericales; Ericaceae. The coding region runs from base 168 to 1169 and encodes 333 amino acids.